AUGUCGUCCGGCGCCGUGGUGGAGGCGGCCGCGGCGGUGGCGCAGACGACGUGGAUGCCUGUGCGAAGGGCAGAGCCGGCAGGCGCGUGGAGCGACAGUGCGCCGCCACCAAACGGCCCUUUAGCCGCCCACCACGCCACCUUGGCGGAGCGUGGGGAGUUGGCCGGCGCACGGACGCCGGGAAACGGUGCGAGGCCCUUGAGGAGGAGCGCCAGCGCCGGCAGCGACAACUGCGACCCCGGCAGGCCCGCGGCUGCGGCUGCGGCGGGGGCGCACCGGGCGCCGAACCGCGCCGCCACCCCGCGGGAGUGCACUAUGUCGCCCGUGUCGUGGCGCCACAACCCCUACGGCGUCUCCCCACGCUCCCCCGUCACCCUGUCGGCCAGCACCACCCAGCGCCAGAGUCCGUGGCGGAGCACGCACUCCAGGACGGGCAGCACGGUCGUGAACGACGCCGUCGAUUGCCCUGCCGGCAACGAGGACGUCACAGAUGCGCCCUCCAUAAGGGUUUGCACGCGUAGCGGCAGAAAUGGACGCCGGAGGAGUGGCUGCAUGGCCACCCCGGAGGGCUCUGCCCCCCACUUUUCACUCUGCGAUGGCGAGGGACGCUUCGACGAGGAGCUGGCCACGUGCAUAUCGCGCUCCUCCGCUCCCUCCGGCGGGGAAGACCAAUUGCUAGAGCUUCAGCCCCAGCAGCAGUGCCCGCAAAACCAACAUUGGCUAAAGUGUAGCCGUAGUCAUCCGCACAACGUCUAUCCCGGGCAGAGGAACAGUCGUGCGAACAGCGUACAAAGCGCCGGAAGGAUUUCCGUGCUACGGUGCACGCCGGACACCCACGCGGUGCCCAGUUUGUCCAGGUCUCUGACAAGUGCCCAGACAAACUACCGCUACCCUGACCAGUACCCGCCGUCGCACCCGUCCGAGCUGCACCUUCGCACCUUCUCGCACCAGUCGGCUAUGUCCUCCACGGUGAGCGGGAGCUUCGCCGGGGCGCAGGAGCUGAUGGGAGUCUCCCGCUCACUGAUUGGCCACAACGCCAUGCUGCCGGAGGAAGCCGCCGCGUACCGACCCUUCUGCAGUCCUGAGGCCGAGCCGGAUCUUGGCAUUUCGCAGCGCUCGAUGAUGGACCACUUCCCCGCGCACAUGCCGCUUCCGGACGAGUUCUGCACUCACCGCUCUAGCUCGCCCCAGCAUAGCUUGGGUGGCACGAAUGUCGCCGCUUUUACCCUUUGGAGCCUGGGGCAGACGCGCUCUGCCACCCCGCAGGAGAAGGAGGAGCUCGACGGCUACGGCAGCAACGAAGACUCUAGAAUGAUUCACCUCGAGGACGACGAUGAAAUCGAGGCGUACAACACCACGCUGCGCCCGAAUGAGGUGAACGCGCCGAUUAACCUGGCCGUGUUCGACGACGUGCAGGCGGAAUCACCGAGUGGGGGGCGGCAUCCCAUGCCCAAGCCCACCGCAACGGAGUCGCCCACGUCCACAAGUGCGAGCCUGGCUGCUACGGAAGGGGCCUACGAUAACCCCAACCUGCAGGCCACCACGGCGACGGCGCAGGGCAUCACGAUCGACCAGCAACAGCAGCAAGAAUUCCAGCAGACAAACGCGCCGCAGACGAUUGACUGGAACGCACUGGAGCAACUGAUGCUGGUAGACCCAAGCAAGGAGGUGAUGUGCUUCCCUGGCUGCACCUUCUCUGUCUACGACUCCGCCAUUCAUAGCCACUACCUCAUUGAUAGCACAGACAUUGUGGCGACGCAUGGGUCGGUGGAGUACCUAAAAAUGAAUGAGUCCCGUGGGUCACAGUCGCGGUUUCGGUUUCAGUUGUGCAAGCGCUACCUGAACCGCCGCUGCACCCGGGGGGCGAAUUGCCCGUACAUCCACACCCACGCGGUGCCAGCCCCCAACUUUGUUCACAUCAACGAAAACGCCAUCAGUGCCGCCGUGGUGGAGGGGCUCGAGACGCCGCCUGAGGAGCUGCGCGGGGGGAAGAACAGCAACCGCUACCCAACGAUGCCAUCUGGCGCCAUUUUUCGUGUCUUUCCGCCAAAUCAAGGGAAAAGUGUGCCGCAGCUCAUACCGUCCGAGAUGAUUCUUCGCACCGUGGGCGCGUCGAACGUCUACAGCGUGUUGGAGCACUCUGGGGGCGGCAAGGCGAGGGACGCGGGCGCCGCCGAGGCCGCUGACGCCGCCGGCUAUGAGAAUGGAAAACUCAAUAACGUCAAGGCACGUCACUGUGCUCAUUUUCAGUUUAACAAAAUGUGCAAUCUGGGGGAGGCUUGCAACUUUAUUCAUUCCCUGGUGCCCUACUUGCAGCGGCUUUCCGUGGCACCGCAGAACCAGUCCUACGCCCCGAUGAUGCCGUCAUCGCAGCCUUUUGUGAUGCCCUCCGCUCCCAUGGCGCCCUUUACUUCCUUUCCCAAUGGAGCAAACCACGGAGGGCUCACGCCGCCGUACCCAAUGGAGUUUAUGCGGCACCCACUGCUGCAGGUACCGCAGAUGGCGCCGCAGCAGCCACGGCAACCGCAGCAGCACGUGCUGCCCCCAGCGCCCGUCCCGCAGCUUCUGCAGCCGCCACAUGCGGCGGCGGCGGACCACGUCAUGUACCAACGCGGCAUUUCCAUGGUGCCGUUGCCGAUGUACGUCCCUUCGCCGCUGCCGCCCGCGUGGAAUGGGGUUCGGUACGCCGCAAACUACCCCUGA
This is a messenger RNA of Trypanosoma conorhini, 2703 nucleotides long. RefSeq lists its product as uncharacterized. The transcript has a single exon. Gene Ontology annotation, molecular function: metal ion binding. Bases 1 to 2703 code for a protein of 900 amino acids. The record is from RefSeq and is a predicted model, not a curated record. NCBI's taxonomy places the organism in Eukaryota, Euglenozoa, Kinetoplastea, Trypanosomatida, Trypanosomatidae.